AUGCCAGAGAAGGCCGAGGUGCAGGUGCAAAGUAAAUUAUUGCGCGAAUGCCGCGUCAUAGCAGCAAAGACGCAUCAUUCAAUUAGCCGCAUCACCGGUGAUUUGGAGGACGAGCAUUACCUGGAGCUCGCUUCGAAACUACCCAUGUCAUCGGAAGAGCACGUGCGCUUCGUGGAAGAAAAACUUUCCCAAAAGGAAAGCACGGAUGCUAUGAUGCGGCUAAUAUUGAAGUCGAAGGGCGCAAAAGGCAGUGUGGACGGCGUACUACGUGGUUUGUUUUCAGACGAUGUAAUGUACCAUUACAAUUUAGAGGGGCGCAAGGAGAAGAAAUCCCUACUAAAACUAAAAUGCGUAGGGUUAGUUUUUGAUAUAUUUCCUGACAAGGAUAAAAACAGUAUAUAUGGGGAGCUCCGGAGAUUUGUGGCCUUAAGCCACAAUCGUUAUAAACAGAAGAAACAUAAACUAAGGGCUAAAUUAAUAUAAGUUUUAUUAUUAUUACUUAUAUAUAUUAGUUUUAAGUUGUAAAUAUUAGUUUUAAGUUGUAAAUAUUAGUUUUAAGAUGUACAUAUUAGUUUUAAGUUGUAUAUAUUAGU
Bactrocera dorsalis (oriental fruit fly) is the source of this 593-nucleotide messenger RNA. RefSeq lists its product as uncharacterized. Bases 1 to 483 code for a protein of 160 amino acids. Lineage: Eukaryota; Metazoa; Arthropoda; Insecta; Diptera; Tephritidae. The record is from RefSeq and is a predicted model, not a curated record. The transcript has 3 exons.